AAAUCGAAAAGGAAGGGAAAGUUUCGACUGGCCACACGUGGCAGUGCACGAGUGGGUGAUGAUCUGAAAAUCCGCGACAGCUGGAAAAUCCAGAAAAAUAAGGUACUAAUGGUUUCGUCUUCAUCUUUUUACCCAACGCCGUCUUUCUCUUUUUGACUAAGCGAACUCUCUCAAACUUUGAUUCUGGGAUUCUCGGAUUCAAUGGCCACCGAUCAUAUCUCCAACUCCGUCUAUCACUAGGGAAACCUCUCUCUUUCGCUUCUUCCAGCGCCGUCGAUCAGAGCUCCGGUCGGCGGUUCCCCGAUGGCACGAAGGAAUUGGAUUCGGGAACCGAUUAUUGUCUUCUUCAUGCAUAGCUUUUAUUCUCCUUCCACAUAAUACGGGUAACAUCUUCUCCUUUUGAUUCUAUUUCAGUUAAUCGCAAGUUCUGGGGUUUGAUUUUAUUUUUGAUUCCGUUUUUUGGGGGAAAUUUUCGAUCAUAAUGGAUCAAAGUUUUACCCGAUUGCUGAAUUUCGAUCUUCAUCCGAAUUCAGAUCUGAACCCAAAUAUUGUAAACCUAACCCAAUUGAAUAACCCAUCUCCGAACCUAAGCAUGAGUUCCGAGUCUGACUCACCCUCAGACGACGGUGACUUUUCUGACAGCGUCCUCAAGUACAUAAGCCAAAUGCUAAUGGAGGAGAACAUGGAGAAAGAACUCUCUAUGUUCCAUGACCCUCUGGCUCUCCAAGCAGCUGAGAAAUCUCUUUAUGACGUUCUCGGUGAGAAAUACCCACCUUCUCCAAAUCAACACCCUCUUUAUUAUACUAGUGAUCGGAAUAUAGAGAGUCCUGACGAUCAUUUUUGGCCAAGUCCUGGUGAUUCUACAACUAGAACUAGCAAUUCUGCUUCUACUUCUAGUUCCAAUACUGGCAAUUCCGUGCAGUCUAGUCGGACUUAUGUUGAUCCUUCAGAAUACGAACCUUCCAUAUUGCAAACCCCAGUACCUGUUGAUUUCGUUUUCCAGUCCACUUCAGUUUCCAGUUCACAAACAACGUCCAACUUGCAGGACAAUAUAACUGAUAAUGGUAAUGGUAAUGGUUUGGUGGGUUCUUCCUUGAAUGAGCUUCUGGAACCGAAUUCUUUUAGCGAGAGUGAUUUGAUGAUGCAAUUUAAGAGAGGGGUGGAGGAGGGUAAUAAGUUCCUGCCGAAAAGUCCUCAACUCGUUAUUGAUCUGGACAACUACGAAUUGCCUCCGGAGAGUAAUAAAAAUGUUUCCGAUUCGUUGGUUAAGGUGGAAAAGGAGGAGAGGGAUCAUUCUCCUACUGAGUUGAGAGGGAGGAAGAAUCAUGAACGAGAGGAGACGGAUUUGGAAGAUGGAAGGAGUAACAAGCAGUCGGCUAUUUACAUGGAGGAUGGUCAGGAGACUGAGCUUUCGGAGAUGUUUGAUAAGGUGCUGCUUUGCAAUGGGGAAAAAGGAAGGGGUGGUCUAAUUUGUGAAGAUGGUGGGGGCAUUGGCAAUGGAGGAAAGAAGUUCUCCCAGCAGGAUGAGAAAUCCAAUAAAAGUAGCAGCGGCAAGAGUCGUACCAAGAUGCAGGAAAAUAAGAAGGAAGUGGUUGACUUGAGGACUUUGCUUAUUUUAUGUGCACAAGCAGUAUCUUCUUAUGAUGUUAGGACUGCUACUGAGCUAUUAAAGCAGAUUAGGCAGCACUCUUCUCCAUAUGGUGAUGGAUCUCAGAGGUUGGCUCAUUAUUUUUCAAAUGGCCUUGAAGCACGAUUGGCUGGUACUGGAACUGAGAUAUAUGCAUCUCUUGCUUCUAAAAGAACAGCCGCUGAUAUGUUGAAAGCUUAUCAAGUUUAUGUAUCUGCUUGCCCGUUCAAGAAGAUUGCAAUUGUCUUUGCAAACAAUAUGAUCUCAAAAGCAGCUGAAAAAGCGGCAAAUCUUCAUAUCAUAGAUUUUGGUAUCCUUUACGGCUUCCAGUGGCCUGCUCUCAUUCAGUGCCUCUCACGAAGAUCUGGUGGACCACCUAAGCUCCGUAUUACAGGGAUUGAAUUUCCCCAACAUGGUUUUAGACCAGCACAGCAAGUCCAGGAGACAGGGCGUCGCUUGGCGAGGUACUGUGAGCGCUUUAAUGUGCCGUUUGAGUACAAUGCCAUAGCACAACAAUGGGAAACUAUCCAAAUUGAAGACCUCAAGAUUGUUAUAGAUGAGGUGGUUGCUGUGAAUUGUCUAUUCCGAUUCAAGAAUUUAUUGGAUGAGACAGUUGUGGUAGACAGUCCAAGGGAUGCUGUUCUAAACUUAAUUAGGACCAUACGUCCUGAUAUUUUUGUCCAUGCCAUAGCUAAUGGAUCAUACAAUGCUCCUUUCUUUGUCACACGGUUCCGCGAGGCACUAUUUCAGUUCUCCUCAUGGUUUGAUUUGUCUGAUGCUACUUUAGAUCGUGAAAAUCCAAUGAGGUUAAUGUAUGAGAAGGAGUUUCUGGGGCGGGAGAUCAUAAAUAUCGUUGCUUGUGAGGGUUCAGAAAGAGUUGAGAGGCCUGAGACAUACAAGCAGUGGCAGGUUCGGACCAAGAGAGCGAGGUUCAGGCAGCUUCCAUUGGACUUUGAACUCAUGAAGAAAUUGAAGUGCAGGGUGGAAGGAGGGUAUGACAGUAAUUUUAUGGUUGAUGAAGAUGGCAACUGGAUGCUGCAGGGUUGGAAGGGCAGGGUUAUGUUUGCUUCCUCCUGUUGGAUACCAGCAUAGGACUUAAAAUGCAUUUUGUCGGAAUUUACUUCCAAGAAGCUGGUUUAAUACACUGGUAAAUAGGCUUUCGUCUUUGUUGGUUCUUUGAUAUUAUCGGUCGGUUCCAGUAUCUUUGUCCCUUUCCUUUGGCUUAAAGAUUGCAAAUAAUGAAGUUUGUGGGAUAUCUCUGACUUGACCUGCCCGAUUGUAUCAUUUAAGUCACUGAUUAGGUGACUGUCAACAGAUUUAGUUCAGCUAGUUCUAGCACUUUUCACCUGGGCUUACCUAGAUUCUGAAUUUUAUGCAAGUAUAAUAGAUUGUAAUUUCCAAUUAUUUUUGCUUUUUAGAUGGUUCCCAGAUAGAUAGUGAAAGCUUCUAUUAUAUGGUAUUAUGGAACAUAUAAUCCAGAUAGAUGGUGAAAGCUUGUAUUGUAUGGAUUAUGGAGUAUAUAAAAGUGGUACCUUUUUCUCUA
Messenger RNA from Ziziphus jujuba (common jujube), 3170 nucleotides. RefSeq names its product scarecrow-like protein 14. Gene Ontology annotation, cellular component: nucleus. Lineage: Eukaryota; Viridiplantae; Streptophyta; Magnoliopsida; Rosales; Rhamnaceae. Bases 482 to 2719 code for a protein of 745 amino acids. Gene Ontology annotation, molecular function: DNA-binding transcription factor activity; sequence-specific DNA binding. The record is from RefSeq and is a predicted model, not a curated record. The transcript has a single exon. Gene Ontology annotation, biological process: regulation of DNA-templated transcription.